AUGGAAAUGGCAAUGGCAAAAACAGAAGUGAGCAAUCGAAGGCGUGCAGUAUGUGUAGUGGGAGGUGACAUGGAAAUGGCAAUGGCAAAAACAGAAGUGAGCAGUCGAAGGCGUCCAGUAUGUGUAGUGGGAGGUGACAUCCCUGAGGCAAUAUGUGUAAAGCGUAGACGAAGAAAUACAGCUGCUUCGACUACACCUGCUUGCGCUCUUCAACAGAUACAGGUUGAUCCAAUUUGUACCCCAACAACUGUCAAAAGAAGCUCAAGAUUUCGAGGUGUCAGCAAGCAUCGAUGGACAGGUCGAUAUGAAGCACACUUGUGGGAUAAACUCUCAUGGAAUGUAACUCAGAAGAAAAAGGGAAAACAAGGGGCUUAUGAUGAUGAGGAAGCUGCAGCAAGAGCGUAUGAUUUAGCUGCACUAAAGUAUUGGGGGACAUCAACCUUUACCAAUUUUCCGAUCUCUGAUUACGAGAAAGAACUUGAAUUUAUGCCGACUGUCACAAAGGAAGAGUACCUAGCCUCACUAAGGAGAAAGAGUAGUGGUUUUUCAAGAGGAGUAUCCAAGUACAGAGGAGUUGCUAGACACCAUCACAAUGGAAGAUGGGAAGCAAGGAUAGGGAGAGUUUUUGGAAAUAAAUACCUCUACCUUGGCACUUAUGGUACCCAAGAGGAGGCAGCUCGAGCAUACGACAUUGCAGCAAUUGAAUACAGAGGAAUCAAUGCUGUCACAAACUUCGACCUGAGUAACUACAUUAGAUGGUUGAAGCCAGAAACAAACACUUGUGUUCCUGCUCAAGAAACAAAGCCAAAUAUAGAGUCUCAGCCAGUUUUUUCAACUUUCCACUCACAAAUAAAAGCUGUGAGUCUUGAUGACAAGAGCAAACAAGAUAUGUUCAGAAGAAAAAUCCCGGUUACCUCAUCCUCGACUCCCACAGCACUUGGUCUACUACUCCAGUCUUCUCUAUUUAGAGAACUUGUUGAGAAGAAUGUACAUGUAUCAGAAGAAGAAAGUGAUGGUGAAAACACAAAGGAUUUGCCCCCGGUGAGUAGCUACGAUGAAUAUGGGGGGAUCCUUUAUGACUUGCCUGGGGUCGAGUUGCAACAAGACCUCCAUUUCAACUAUGAUAGUACAAACAUAUUUGGGAGCAAUAUCAUAAACAUGGCCACAAUCUGCUAA
This is a messenger RNA of Fraxinus pennsylvanica, 1176 nucleotides long. The record is from the annotation of a GenBank genome assembly. Lineage: Eukaryota; Viridiplantae; Streptophyta; Magnoliopsida; Lamiales; Oleaceae.